AUGAGGUCUGACGGUCCCGUACCUCGGAAGCGAGUUCGUUCAGGGAGUAGUUCCCAUGUAUCGGAAUCAUCGCAUGAGCUAAAUUCGAUUCCUCCUCCUGCAGCUCCACCUCAGGAUCCAUCUACUCGAUAUGAGCCCGGUGUCAUGCCAGUUGCGACAUUGGUUCGACAACCUGGUCGAGAUCAUCUCAAGGUGCUCCAUUCCCAACCACGAGGAUAUACUACGUGGUUCAACAAGUCACACGACGGCAUUACCGCCUGUAUUAAUGCAAUGAUGUAUUCCAUGCUCCGCAAAGGAUACAAGACCUACAGUGUGAUGCCUUUAGAAGAAAAGGAGAUAUGGUUCCGUAAUUUUGCGCAACAAUUCAAUUGGGAGUCUGGGCAUACCGAAACUGUUCGUCUGGCCUUCCACGAGAAAGUCGCGGAGUCCUAUACGAACCAGAUCUAUGAGUGGAAGCAACUAUGGCUCAAGGGCAAGAUACCGAAGAAUAUCAACACCAAAGUUUGGGAGGACUUGCAGGUGCAUUGGGGGAAGCAGGAGACUAAGGAAAAGUCCGCCAAAAACGCAGCCAACCGCAACAGUGAUCGUGGCGGGAAAGGUGUUUUUGUCCACAACCUCGGGGCUUGCAGUAUGUCUUCUUUGGAGGACCAGCUUGUCGAAGCAAAUGGCGGUAAUCCCGUUGAUCAUGUUGAUGUCAUGAGGGAAGCAUAUACUAACAAGAAGACAUGCGAAAUUCAGGAUUCCCUCAUCAGAGAUGUCAUAGAUUUGGUGCAAACCAAAAAAGCAGAACUCCUAGCUUCUCAGCCGAUGAACUCUGAUGACGAUUCUACGGCAGCUUCCACCAACUUUUGCCGACUUCAAAUCAACGAAAUGGUGGAACAUACGGUUCAAAAGAAGAAAGGACGUUUGGUCGGUUUGGCUCGUCGUGCGUCUUCGUGUCCUUCUUCUUCACAAACUCCCUACACAGAUCCCAUGAUCAUGGAACACCUGCAGAACAAGGAUGAGCGGAUUGAAGCGUUAGAGACGCAAAACGCUACAAUUCUUGCGGAAUUGGCGGAUCAGAAGAAGACCAACAACGAGAUCAUUGACAAGAUGAAGCGUUUGUUCCGAGAUGAAUUCCAAUGA
Messenger RNA from Brassica napus (rape), 1125 nucleotides. RefSeq lists its product as uncharacterized. The transcript is spliced from 6 exons. Lineage: Eukaryota; Viridiplantae; Streptophyta; Magnoliopsida; Brassicales; Brassicaceae. Bases 1 to 1125 code for a protein of 374 amino acids. The record is from RefSeq and is a predicted model, not a curated record.